CGCAUCCUGGGCGAGCCUGACGGUCGACGACGGAGCGAUUUUAGCUACAUACUUUUAGGUAGCCCUGCUGUCCCUUAGUUCAAUCAUUGUGCCCAUCAUCAUCUCUCCUCUUACCAACUUUUUGCUCAACGCUGGCUCGUUGACUGCUCUUCCACUGCUGACAAAAUUUGCUGGUCACGGAAUCAAUACUCACUGCUUUUGCUCGCAUCCUUCGAGUAUCUUUUUCUUUGAUUCACUGCCUGUCGUCAAGGACAUUAUGUUAUUCCAAUUCCACUCAUCACCGCUUCAGCAAACUUCGAUGUAUUUUCUAUUGGCCACUGUGUUCUUCAGUGCAGUUUCUGUUGUCAUUGCUGUGCCUAGCUUUUCUAAGGCCACGGAUCUGGUACUCGGUCACUCAAAACCGGAAGAUUCCUCCAAGUGGACACUGAGGGUUGGGGUUAAGAACCCCUCCUCCUGGAGACGAAUCCCGAAUUUCCGGAUCUCAAUGGAUGAUAUAGUCGUUCUCAUCAUUGGAUCAAACCAAGCCUUUGCAGCUACUACGCAUGUUACAGAUAAAGCUGCUGCUGGACCUCUGGAAAAGACAAUGACGCUGAUUCAGCCAUCAUUAUCGAAAAUUCCAAAAUGGAAGAUGCACAUUCAGGCUGUAUACUAUGUCACGCUCCAAAACCAGGACGCAUUUUUUUUCUGUGAAAAAUGUCAAUUUGACGAGCAGAAAACCUUUGACAUCUUGCGCAGCAGCUCUCAACUCGAAGCAGAAGUUGGACCACCAGUUGAUAUGGAAAACCUGGAUUUGGAUUACAUUGAUCGUGCGUUGAAGCUUUUCCGGAAGGUCGGUUGGUUGAAAGGGGAUUUGGCCCAGGAGAAGUGGCAUGGGUUUAGGGAGGAAAUAAGGUCGGGUAGAGUUUCGGCAAUGGCAAAGGAAAAGGAAAAGAAAAAGGCACAGUAAUGUCUCGAACUUGAAUAUGGGUGGAUUGCAUUUUUGGUACCUUCGGUGCUUCCAUUAAACAAAUUCUGUUGUUAUUUUUUUUGCUUGUGACGAUCCUCUCCCAACUAGACAUUGAUGUUGCAUAGAUCUAUAUCUAUUCAUCAUAAAUUUUUCGUU
Messenger RNA from Lentinula edodes (shiitake mushroom), 1102 nucleotides. RefSeq lists its product as uncharacterized. Bases 257 to 946 code for a protein of 229 amino acids. The record is from RefSeq and is a predicted model, not a curated record. The transcript is spliced from 4 exons. NCBI's taxonomy places the organism in Eukaryota, Fungi, Basidiomycota, Agaricomycetes, Agaricales, Omphalotaceae.